Molecule: messenger RNA, 2103 nt
Organism: Balaenoptera acutorostrata (minke whale)
Lineage: Eukaryota; Metazoa; Chordata; Mammalia; Artiodactyla; Balaenopteridae
Gene: SNRNP35
Product: small nuclear ribonucleoprotein U11/U12 subunit 35
Exons: 2
Coding region: 155-895 (246 amino acids)
Biological process (GO): mRNA splicing, via spliceosome
Cellular component (GO): precatalytic spliceosome; U12-type spliceosomal complex
Molecular function (GO): mRNA binding; snRNA binding
Source: RefSeq, a predicted model, not a curated record
GUCAGUCAAGGAGGAAGACUCUUCCGUUGCUUCGAGCACGGCACCAGGCUCUGUGGGAAAGGAAGCCCGAGCCUUGCUGAGGUGAGCGGGAGCGGUUUGGUGGGAGUAGGGCCCACCCUGGCGAGAAGGACGAGGGAAUUCGGCCUGGACGAACAUGAACGAUUGGAUGCCCAUCGCCAAGGAGUAUGACCCACUUAAAGCUGGCAGCAUUGAUGGCACCGACGAGGACCCACAUGAUCGAGCUGUCUGGAGGGCGAUGCUGGCACGAUAUGCCCCCAACAAAGGCGUCACAGGAGACCCCCUCCUCACCCUGUUCGUGGCGAGACUAAACCUGCAGACCAAAGAGGAGAAGUUAAAGGAAGUAUUUUCCCGCUAUGGGGACAUCCGGCGGCUUCGGCUGGUGAGGGACUUGGUCACGGGCUUUUCGAAGGGCUAUGCCUUCAUCGAAUACAAAGAGGAGCGUUCUCUGCUCAAAGCUUACCGGGACGCCGAUGGCCUGGUUAUUGACCAACACGAGAUAUUUGUGGACUAUGAACUGGAAAGGACUCUCAAAGGGUGGAUUCCUCGGCGACUUGGAGGAGGCCUGGGGGGGAAAAAGGAAUCUGGGCAGCUGAGAUUUGGGGGGCGGGAUCGGCCUUUCCGAAAACCCAUUAAUCUGCCAGUUGUUAAAAACGACCAGUUUCGAGAGGGAAAGAGGGAGAGAAGGGAGCGAUCUCGAUCCCGAGAAAGACACUGGGACUCCAGGAUGAGGGAUCGGGACCAUGACCGGGGCCGGGAGAAGAGGUGGCAGGAAAAAGAAUCAACUCGGGUGUGGCCAGAAGGUGACUGGGACAGAGAGAGGGACUUCAGAGACGACAGGGUCAAGGGGAGGGAGAAGAGGGACAGAAGUAAGUAGACUCCAUCCCCUGCCAAACCCAAACGAAGGUACCCGACCAGUUAAAGUGCGGGGAGACCUGCACUGCUUGUAUACGGAAUCCAAGUCCAGUGGUUGAAUAAAACCUACUGAUGAAAACAAAAACAAAACAGAAAAAACUUACUAAUGAUAAUGGGGUUGGGUAUGUUUUCUUUCGACUCUGGAAUGCAGGUUCAAGAUGAACACGCUGAUAGUUUGAAUUUUCUCUUCUGCAUCUUAUAGUUUUUGUUUUUUGGGGCUCAUGGGCGGUUUGCGGGAUCUUAGUUCCCUGACCAGGGAUUGAACCCGCGCCCUCAGCAGUGAAAGUGCAGAGUCCUAACCAUUGGACCACCAGGGAAUUCCCUUUAUCUUGUAGUUGUAAGGACCCAUUAUUUGAUAAGCUUGAGAAACAAUUUUGCAGUCACCAGCAUCUGUACAGAAAGGCCUGUGUAAGGAGCCAUCACUCAUUUAAUUUGGCAGUACGGAAUUUGCUUUUUCUCCCAUCUAUUGGAAAUGACCAUUUUGAGGGCUUGGCAAAAAGAGGUGUGACUGAAAACCAUUUGCACUGAUCUGUGACUCCUGGGAACCCAAAUCUGGUCAGCAUCUAAGUUGUGUGUUUUCCACCUUUAUGUCCAUAGUGCAGGCUUUGCUGCAGUGAAAUAAAAAUGAGAUAGAAAAAUGAAUCCAAGGAGAAUGUCCAGAGACUUAGUACCAAAAGCCAGUCUUAGCAGUGAUCUGGGUCAGCAACCAGCUUCUCUUGAACAAAUAUAACUCCAUUCUCGAGCCAAAUGCUGACUACCUUUUUUCCUUUUCUCUUUUUGGCGGGGUGGCUGGCAUUUAAAAUGAAAACCCAGAGUUGCAGGGCUUUGGGGCUAUGGUCUAUGGCAAUCCUCCAGCCCUUGGAAAAGAGAAAGUUCAAAAGAAGUGAGAGUGAAAUGAAAAUGAAAUCAAUGAAAGGGUAGCAGCUAGUUCCGAUGGGCUGAUUUGCCUUUUCCCUCUUGAUCAUCUGGCCUCUGGUUUGUUUGAAACUGGAUAUAUUGACCUGAACUUCUGAGAGCUUUGAAUAAGUACCAUACUGUUCAUGUGAUUUUUCAAGAAAGUGACAUUCAACAUUUUUCUUUUAUCCAUGGCUGUGUCUUUGAAAGUUCAGGUUCUUAAAAUUCAGGAUGUCUCAUGUAAAGUAAAUGUCUGAUUUAGUAGCAAGACUCACA